CUUCUCGAUUUCGUCGGAGUCAAAUCGGAGACGCCAACAAUCGGAUCGGAGACAGCGCAGUUAUCGAUGGAUCCACAGCCAGAACCAGUUACUUACAUAUGCGGAGAUUGUGGGCAGGAGAAUACGUUGAAGGUUGGUGAUGUGAUUCAGUGUCGGGAGUGUGGUUACCGUAUCCUGUACAAGAAGCGGACCCGUAGAAUUGUUCAGUACGAAGCUCGUUGAACAAGGCUUCACGAUAGCAGCUUGCAUCGACAUUUUGAAGUAUGUUUAACACAACCAAAUAAUCAUGUAACAAAGGGACACCAACGAUUACUGAUGUGUGAAAUUUGGAUCUUACGGUAUCGUGUUUUUUAGAUGUCAAAUGUAGUGUGAUCUAAAACAAGAAUAUAUCAAUGUGUUGUCUAGUUGAGUUCCA
Molecule: messenger RNA, 415 nt
Organism: Cynara cardunculus var. scolymus (artichoke)
Lineage: Eukaryota; Viridiplantae; Streptophyta; Magnoliopsida; Asterales; Asteraceae
Product: DNA-directed RNA polymerases II, IV and V subunit 12
Exons: 4
Coding region: 67-222 (51 amino acids)
Biological process (GO): DNA-templated transcription
Cellular component (GO): RNA polymerase I complex; RNA polymerase II, core complex; RNA polymerase III complex
Molecular function (GO): DNA binding; DNA-directed RNA polymerase activity; zinc ion binding
Source: RefSeq, a predicted model, not a curated record